Pyricularia oryzae 70-15 is the source of this 3317-nucleotide messenger RNA. RefSeq lists its product as uncharacterized. Lineage: Eukaryota; Fungi; Ascomycota; Sordariomycetes; Magnaporthales; Pyriculariaceae. The record is from RefSeq and is a predicted model, not a curated record. The transcript is spliced from 2 exons. Bases 259 to 2469 code for a protein of 736 amino acids.
CCUGAUUGCCCAAUGCCCAAAGCAGCGCAUCAGAGAUCAUAUUUUUUCUCUGAUCGUUGUUGGAGCCAGCGAACUGACCGACCGUCACGAACCCACCCGGUCGUCUGCCUUCAGCCUCCUCCCCAUCGUCGGCAGCCUUCCUCCACCUUUUCCCAGCCCGGUUGGCACCCAUCGUGUCUUUCUGGCUGGCAGCGAAGUACCUUGGAUUUUCUGCCGUACCGUCAAGGUUAGGCACCGAAACAGUCACGUUACGUUACUAUGGCUCCAACUACCACGGCCGCCACGAACGGCACUCCGGCCGGAGCUGUCGUGGGUCACCAGCGCCGCCCGACCAAGACGCACGUUGUGCCUGUGUUGCCGCUUCCCUUGGACCGAAAGCAUCGAGAGCAGCGCCAGCAGCGUGAGAUGCGCGCCGCUCAAGCUGCUGCACCAUCGACACCGACGGCCACCGCCCACAACCACGCAAGCGCCCAGCCUCGCGAUGCUCCGGCCGCAGACUCAAACGCGCGCCCCCAGGCAAACGGCAAGGCCGACUAUUCUCCUCGUCGCGAGGUUCCUACCGCAACGGUCCAGAAGAACAACGAAUCCGGGUCUACCGCUCGCGAGAACCACUCGGCUGUCCGCCAAGCCUCAGUGCCACCUUCCGCCACUGCACCAGCUAUGCCAAGGCAGCCCCUAGCUGCCAACCACUUCACAAACACUAUGGGUGCACCGCCGCCGCCCCAUUCUGCCACAUACUCUGGCUUCGUCCCUCCGCCUCAUAUGGUCGAUAUCCAUUCUCGUGGCAAGGAGAACAUACCACCGACGUCGAACGGCAUAAUGAUGCCUCCUCAGCAGCCACCAUUCCGCCCUCCGCCGCAUCAACUACACCAUCCUCACCCAAGCGAAAGCAGCAUCAUGUUUGGUGGUUUCCAGGGCUCCAACAACACCUCGCCAGGCCCUGCUUCUGCCGGCAUGUAUCCGCCACCGGGAAUUCCCUUCAACGAGCAUCCGCAUGCGUCUAAUGGUCACUCGCAUGGAUGGCAGCCAGAGCAUGCCAACGACGGUGGCCCUGUGUAUCCUCCCGCAGUCGCUCCGAAUGUCCUCCCCUCACCAUCUCAUAGUUUUCAGGGAUCGAUGUCCUCCAACACGGCCGAGAGUGGCCCUAACCGUGAAGAAAAUGGCCACACCUACAUGCCUCCUCCUGUCAUGAUGAACAAUGGCAUGGCCAACGGCCACCACAUGGAAAACCAUAACGCGGUCCUGCCCGUCAUGCCACCAAACUCGACUCAUCCUACCCCGCCUCGCUUCAUCAUCUCCCAGAUCCACCAGCACGAGAUACAAAAGUACUUUGAGUUCAACUUCAACAACCCGGCAUCUGCGGACUGCCAGAUUGUGAUCAGGUUCUCUCCCGAAUCCGACAACAACCCAUGGCGUGCACCUGUUGAGCUGUUUGGUCAUCGCUUUAUCCUUAGCAUCAGCCCCGCGUUGCGGGCCCACUUGCGCCAGACGGGCAACGAUAGAGACGUUGCGAUUGUCCUGAAUGACCCGUACCUCAGGACAGACGUAAUGUGGGACUGUCUCGCUAGUCUCUACGGCCGUCCUCUCUCGGAUAUUCCGGAAGGCGAUUUUGCUCGCGCAGCUGGCUUCCUCGCCACCGGCUGUGCUCUACAGCUGAGCUCCAUCAUCCGCAAGGGUGUUGAGGACGUUAUGCACAGCAUUCAACACUGGGAGACUUUGGAACGUGGUAUCGAGCUGGUCUUCCUUGGCACCACUGAAUUUGUCAACGACGCCUCGUACUCGCAGCCUUCCCAUGAGAUUCGCUACAGGCAUGGUCCCGCCUCUAAUGCUCUGAUGGAAUUCAUCGUCGAGUGGAUUAUCAGGCACAUUCCGGUCAGCUACUCAUUUGACAGCAUUUUUCACCUCCCAAGUUACAGCCGCCUCCCCAACGUUGCUAUGCCUCCACGACGGGAUGUGUCUGCCGAGGAAACUUUGGCGCCUACUGUACAAGUGCCUACCAAGGAGAAGAACCCUAUGCUUAAGAUGAUGAAGUUUGGUGACCUGCCCCUGGCUUCAUCCCAGCCCAGCCGUGAGGAGAAUGGCCACUCCCCGGUGAGCUCUGUCCCCUCAAGCUCUCCAGUCAAGGUUAAUGCGAUCAUCUCUCGGAUUCUUGUCAACUUGCCUUACGCAAUUUUAAAGGACAUCGUUGAGUUCAAGGAUGCCGGCAACUUUGAUGGCUUGAUGACCACCCCUCUUCGGCACCAGAUCUUCUCUCAGAUCAUUAAAGAACGCGAGAGCCGCCGCUUGGAGGUCGUGGAGGCUAUCAAGGCAGGCAAGUGGACAGAAUCCUCGAUCAAGACUCGUCUUGCAUCAGAUGGAGAAGAUGCUGGCUCCCAAAGGUGGGACGUGCUCGGAUGGAAAGAGACGUACGUUUUCAAGGACGGCGCCUCUAACAUCUUCCGCCAAUGGGAGCCUGUCCGGUUCCAGUAAUCUUGUUCUGUCUUUGCUCUAAUUUUUGAGGUGUUGGCUUCAUUGCCACAUACGCGGCUUUGACUGUCAUGGUCCAAUCCACAUAUACCCACGGACAUUCAACGCCUCAUUUCUUUACGACUGCACGAAGUUCACCUUGAGGGGACAUCCCCUGAUUUGAAAAGCGGGCGACUCCUAUUUCCUUGGCAAAAAAUGGGUUUCUGUUCUUGUUAUCUCUCGAUUAUCUGGUUUGCGGGCAUUGCGUUCGGUGUUGGAGUUUAUAAGGGCAGAUGUCGUUUGUUCAUCGUCCUGUCUUCUAAUUUUGUGUUUAAUGGGAUUACAAAAAAAUACUGGUCUCGGGGCGUGGCUAUUCGGGAAAAAAAUUGGCUUUCAUCAUUUCUGUCUUCCAAUCACCGGCAAUGCGAGUUACAACGGGCCUCUUUUGGUGGCAGGUUUCUAUUCUCUUUCCCUUUGGUUCCAUUUGGGUAUUGGCUUUGACCCGACACCAUUGUUAAGAUUCCUUCUGGGCUUCUCCAUUUCUUUAUCUUUGUCUUUUAUCAGCCAGCUCCAAAAGGCUCCUUGUUUUCUUUGGACUCUUAUGAUUUAUUUAUCAAGCUUGGCCGGCGGGUUGCAAUGCUUUGCGCCGUUUUUUCCCCCCUUGCUUCGAUUGGAAUGCCCAGCUAGCAUUCAAGUUUCUUAUGUUCCUCUAUCCAUAUUUCUUGUUCCUUAUCCGUUCAAUUUCUUCUUCCCUCUUUUGUUUUCCAAUUGGUACUGGGCGUGUUACGAAAGGAAAAGUGUAGAUUCGAGUCGAAAAAAGAACGGACGGCUUACCCAAAAUUACAAAAAAUUGACGUCAUGUUGCCAGCUCG